AUGUCCGCUGAGGAGAUCUUCGAGGGUGCCAUCGGUAUCGACCUUGGCACCACCUACUCGUGUGUUGGUGUCUGGGCCAACGACCGCGUUGAGAUCAUUGCCAACGACCAGGGUAACCGUACCACCCCCUCGUACGUUGCCUUCACCGAGGGCGAGCGUCUCAUUGGUGAUGCCGCCAAGAACCAGUCGGCCAUGAACCCCAUCAACACCGUCUUCGACGCCAAGCGUCUUAUCGGUCGCCGCUUCGACGACUCGGACGUCAAGAAGGACAUGGCUCACUGGCCUUUCGCCGUCAUUGACAAGGAGGGUUCGCCUUACGUUGAGGUCGAGUACCUCGGCGAGAAGAAGACCUUCUCCCCCCAGGAGAUCUCCGCCAUGGUCCUCACCAAGAUGAAGGAGAUUGCCGAGGCUAAGAUUGGCAAGACCGUCAAGAAGGCCGUCAUCACCGUCCCCGCCUACUUCAACGACUCGCAGCGUCUUGCCACCAAGGACGCCGGUGCCAUUGCUGGCCUUGACGUUCUCCGUAUCAUCAACGAGCCCACCGCUGCCGCCAUUGCCUACGGCCUCGACCAGAAGUCGAAGGAGGAGAAGAACGUCCUCAUCUUCGACCUCGGUGGUGGUACCUUCGAUGUUUCGCUCCUCUCGAUCACUGGUGGUGUCUUCGCCGUCAAGGCCACCGCUGGUGACACCCACCUUGGUGGUGAGGACUUCGACAACACCCUCCUUGAGCACUUCAAGGCCGAGUUCAAGCGCAAGAACAAGCUUGACAUCUCGGACGACCCCCGUGCUCUCCGUCGUCUCCGUUCGGCCUGUGAGCGUGCCAAGCGCACCCUCUCGUCGGUCACCCAGACCACUGUCGAGGUCGACUCGCUCUACCAGGGCACUGACUUCUCGUCGAACAUCACCCGUGCUCGUUUCGAGGAGAUCAACGCCGUCGCUUUCAAGUCGACCAUCGAGCCCGUUGAGAAGGUCCUCAAGGACGCCAAGUCGACCCCUGCCAAGGUUGACGACAUUGUCCUCGUUGGUGGCUCUACCCGUAUCCCCAAGAUCCAGUCGCUCGUCUCCGAGUACUUCGGUGGCCGCCAGCUGAACAAGUCGAUCAACCCUGACGAGGCUGUCGCUUACGGUGCCGCCGUCCAGGGUGCCGUCCUCACCAACCAGACCUCGGACAAGACCGCCGACCUCCUCCUCCUCGACGUCGCUCCCCUCUCGCUCGGUGUUGCCAUGCAGGGUGACAUCUUCGGUGUCGUGCUCCCCCGCAACACCCCCAUCCCCUCGAACAAGUCGCGUGUCUUCACCACCGUUGAGGACAACCAGACCACCGUCAUGUUCCCCGUCUACGAGGGUGAGCGUACCCAGUGCAAGGACAACCGCCUCCUCGGCGAAUUCGAGCUGUCGGGCAUCCCCCCCAUGCCCCGCGGCCAGGCUGAGCUUGUCUGCACGUUCGAGGUCGACGCCAACGGUCUCCUCAAGGUCUCGGCCCAGGACAAGGCCUCGGGCAAGAAGGCUGCCAUCACCAUCCAGAACUCGGUUGGCCGUCUCUCGUCCGACGAGAUCCAGGCUAUGAUCCGCGACGCUGAGACUUACAAGGCAAGCGACAAGGAGCACACCGCCCGUCACGAGGCCAAGUCGGACCUCGAGUCGUACAUCCACACUGCCGAGAGCCAGAUCAGCAACCCCGAGAUGGGCGCCAAGCUUAAGCGUGGUGCUCGCGCCGCCAUCGAGGCUGAGAUCGCGAAGUCGCUCGAGGCGAUUGAGACUGAGGACAUCACCACCGACCAGCUGAAGAGGGCCCACCUCGGCCUUAAGCGUGCCGUCCAGAAGGCGUUUGCUUCGUCUAGGUAG
Molecule: messenger RNA, 1845 nt
Organism: Apiotrichum porosum
Lineage: Eukaryota; Fungi; Basidiomycota; Tremellomycetes; Trichosporonales; Trichosporonaceae
Gene: SKS2
Product: Heat shock protein sks2
Exons: 10
Coding region: 1-1845 (614 amino acids)
Biological process (GO): vesicle-mediated transport; cellular response to unfolded protein; protein refolding
Cellular component (GO): plasma membrane; nucleus; cytosol
Molecular function (GO): ATP-dependent protein folding chaperone; misfolded protein binding; ATP hydrolysis activity
Source: RefSeq, a predicted model, not a curated record